Messenger RNA from Lagenorhynchus albirostris (white-beaked dolphin), 1059 nucleotides. It is a transcript of the gene INHBC, whose product is annotated as inhibin subunit beta C. The transcript has 2 exons. Gene Ontology annotation, cellular component: extracellular region. Bases 1 to 1059 code for a protein of 352 amino acids. Gene Ontology annotation, biological process: SMAD protein signal transduction; BMP signaling pathway. Gene Ontology annotation, molecular function: cytokine activity; hormone activity; growth factor activity. The record is from RefSeq and is a predicted model, not a curated record. Lineage: Eukaryota; Metazoa; Chordata; Mammalia; Artiodactyla; Delphinidae.
AUGAUCUCCUCAUUGCUCCUGGCCUUCCUGUUCCUGGCUCCAGACGCAGUGGCCACUCCCAGAGCUGACAGUCAGUGCCUGGCAUGUGGGGGGCCCGCCUUGGACCUGGAGAGCCAGCGGGAGCUGCUUCUUAAUCUGGCCAAGAGAAGCAUCUUGGACAAGCUGCACCUCAGCCAGCGCCCGACACUGAGCCGGCCUGUGUCACGAGCUGCUCUGAGGACUGCGCUGCAGCGCCUCCAUGGGUCCCCACAGGGGGCGCUUCCAGAAGCAGACAGGGGACAGGAGUAUGAGAUCAUCAGCUUUGCUGAGACAGGUCUCUCCAGCAUCGACCAGAUUCGUCUUGAUUUCCACUUCUCCUCUGAUAGAACUGUUGGCGGCCUGGAGGUCCAGCAGGCCAGCCUCAUGUUCUUUGUGCAGCUCCUUCCCAAUACCACGUGGACUUUGAAGGUGAGGGUCCUCGUGCUCAGCCCACGUGGCACCAACCUCACCUUGGCCACUCAGCACCUGCUGGAGGUGGAUGACAGUGGUUGGCACCAGCUCCUCCUGGGGCCUGAAGCUCAGGCUGCCUGCAGUCAGGGGCACCUGAUCCUGGAGCUGGUCCCUGAAGGCCAAGUAGCCUGGAGCCCAGUCAUCCUGGGUGGGGCUGCCCAUAGGCCUUUUGUGACAGCCCGUGUAAGAGUUGGGGGCAAGCACCGCAUUCGCCGGCGAGGCAUCGACUGCCAGGGUAGGUCCAGGAUGUGCUGUCGACAAGAGUUCUUUGUGGACUUCCGUGAGAUUGGCUGGCACGACUGGAUCAUCCAGCCUGAGGGCUACGCAAUGAACUUCUGCACAGGGCAGUGCCCCCUGCACGUGGCAGGCAUGCCUGGCAUUGCCGCCUCCUUUCACACCGCGGUGCUCAAUCUUCUCAAGGCCAACACCGCUGCGGGCACUGCCGGAGGGGGGUCAUGCUGCGUGCCCACUGCCCGGCGCCCCCUGUCUCUGCUCUACUAUGACAGGAACAGCAACAUUGUCAAGACUGACAUACCUGACAUGGUGGUAGAGGCAUGUGGGUGCAGUUAG